CAUCGUCUCCAUUUCCCCAAGCAUAUCAGCAGAGCUCCCCCCCUGUCUACUCCCUCUUCCAACGCCAUUGUACUUCCCUCCUUCUCUCUCCUCUGCUCUGCUCUCUCUCUCUCUUGCUCUGACCAGCCUUGUUCCCUUGUCCUCCUUGUCCUCUUCUUCUUCUUCAUCUCUCUCUCUCUCUCUCUCUCUCUCUCUCUCUCUCUGUGUUUCGCAUCAAGAACUGCAGCGUUGCAGAAGCAGCGAGACUCCAAGAAACACCCACCAAGAAAGAAACUUGCAGGCGACCCACAUGCGCGUUUGAAGCGGGGCGGCCGAUGGAGCAUCUCAAGGCGGUCGCCGCCGCCGCCGCAGCAGCAGAGGCGGACGUGGGCGCCGACGGCAUGCACUGCAGCUUCCACCCUUUCAACGCCGCGGGCGGCGGCGGCGGCGGAAUCUGCGCCUUCUGCCUCCAGGAGAAGCUCGGCAAGCUGGUGUCCUCUUCACUCGCCUUCCCGAGCCACCGCAACUCCUCGUCCCCGUCGCGUUCCCCUUCGUUCAGAUCCGACGACGUCGUCCCUCCGUCGCUGUCGUUCGCGUCUUCCUCGAUGCCCCACCAGGCCCACAAUGCGCACCCCGCCAGGUACUCGAAGGUCACCUCCUUUCUGGCCAAGAAGAAGAAGAAGGUGACGGUGGAGGAGGAGGCGGCGGCGUCGCCGGGCAUGGUGUUCCAGAGGAGCAGGUCCAUCGCCUUCUCUGCUGCUACUCCUCAAAGUUGCCAUUUUUAUGACGUUGGUGGGCAUGUUUAUAGCCCCAGGAAGAGGGGUGGGUUCUGGUCUUUCAUGUCUCUCUCCUCCUCCUCAAGGCCGCACAAUGCAAGAGACAGAGACUCGAGGCAUUCUCUGUCCAGGAUAGGACAAGCUGUGGUGAAAGAAGAUAAUGUUGCUGUCGCUGCUAAUAAUGGCGUCUCUGCUUCGUCUUUUGAGAACAACAACAAGGUCUCGAGAUCCAGAUCUGUGGGGUGUGGGAGCAGGAGCUUCUCAGGGGACUUCUUUGAGAGGAUCUCCACUGGGUUCAUUGGGGACUGCACAACUCUGAGGAGGGUGGAGUCUCACAGAGAAGGUAAGCCACCCAGAGCCUCCACCUCCGCCACCUCAGAGGCUCAUCAUCAUCAUCCUCAUCAGUGCUUGAAGGAGAGGGUCAGGUGUGGUGGGAUUUUUGGUGGGUUUGCGAUGGCCAACGCCACCAACUCAUCCUCCUCCAUCUCAUCAUCCUCAGCAUCUUCCUCAUCCUACUGGGUCUCAUCAUCCUCCAAUUCAGCUGAAGACAAUGUCAAUCACGGUGGUGUGUCAUCAAAGCCCGCUGUUUAUUCUCAUCAUCAUGGCAGGAGCAAGAGUUGGGGCUGGGCUCUUGCAAGCCCCAUGAGAGCUUUUAGCAGGCCUUCUUCAGGGAAGAGAAACGCUAGUGCUGCCAUCAAACCAACUUCAGGCAUGAACGGAGCUUCCUUACUGGCUGUCGGAGGCUGAGAGACAGGAGGCGCUUGUUAGUCCGAGUCUGGUCCUAUACAUAAAUCAGUCAUUUACAAUGCUUGUUGAUAAGUCUCUGUUUCAUUAGUUUCAGCUUGCAUCACAAUGUAGCACCUAAUUCCCACUUUCUCUCCGAGCUCAUUUAUGUUUCUUGUUCAGUGAAAUGCUUAUAUGUGUUGGUUUUGAGAUUGACCCA
This is a messenger RNA of Syzygium oleosum, 1698 nucleotides long. RefSeq lists its product as uncharacterized. The record is from RefSeq and is a predicted model, not a curated record. NCBI's taxonomy places the organism in Eukaryota, Viridiplantae, Streptophyta, Magnoliopsida, Myrtales, Myrtaceae. The transcript has a single exon. Bases 315 to 1502 code for a protein of 395 amino acids.